Molecule: messenger RNA, 7720 nt
Organism: Trachemys scripta elegans
Lineage: Eukaryota; Metazoa; Chordata; Testudines; Emydidae
Product: synaptotagmin-like protein 4
Exons: 17
Coding region: 598-3516 (972 amino acids)
Biological process (GO): intracellular protein transport; exocytosis
Cellular component (GO): exocytic vesicle; plasma membrane
Molecular function (GO): small GTPase binding; neurexin family protein binding
Source: RefSeq, a predicted model, not a curated record
CAGGGCGCGUGCGAGAUCCAGUCCGGGUUUGCAGGCUGCCGAGCACGGGGCUGAGCCGCUGUCCCGCUGCCGUCGGUGGGAUGAGCUCCCCGGGGGAGAGCCGCGCUGUUCCGUGUGCGCCCAGCCGCCUCUGCCAGGAAUAACUGAACUGCACUUCAGAUGACUUCUAUACUGAGAAGGACAUAUGGCAGAAGUUCUGGUGAUGGAUGUCUAAUGUUGGAGUCGGUCCUUCAUCCCUUCUGAGGCAGCUAAAGCCAGUGGGAAGCUCUCUUCUCUAUAUUUGGAUAUUUGAUUGACUGUGUGAGGCAAAGGAAGGAACAUAAUUGUGGAGAGAUUCCCCCACCCCCCAGCACAAGCAGGCAUUCUGUAUAGAAAACCAUGCCAGAGAACUGCUUAGUGCCUUGAAGUAGGAGUCAAAAUCUUAAUGCAAUUUCCCUCCAAGCCAUGCUGUUGUGAAGAAUUUCUUUCAAGCUCUAAUACUGUUUGGCACGCUGAGCCCCUCUGCUCAGGGGGCUGCUGAUGGCACUCUCACAAUUGGCUCGCAAAUAGUUUCUGGUCUGUCGGUGCUCCAGCUGGCUGGAGAUCAUUACAGAGAAGAUGCUGGACCUAAGCUUUCUGACAGAAGAGGAGUAUGAGAAGCUUAUGAAGGUUCUGCAGAGAGAUGCAGAGUUGAAGAAAAAAGACAGUGAUCGUAUCAGACGGUUACAAGGCUCUCUCAAGGAUGAAAAGAAGAAAAAGUUUGUGACUGGUGAAUGGUUUAAUGAAGAGAAGGCAAAACGUUUUCAAGAGGAGCUAGAGGGGCCAGACCUGCUUCGAGCAUCCAUUAGAAAGAAAAAGGAGAAACCGGAAAAUGAGCCUAACGAACACAUCCGGCAGAGCCUGGAAGACACAGCAGCUUCACUGCCAUCAGACACAACCAGUCCUCUCUUCCCUGAACUCACUCCAGACUUGGGAGCCGAGAGAUCCAGUACUACUGCUUUGGAUUCUUCAGAGGAGCAGAAUACCUGGCCAAAGCCAAAACCAAGACACGUCAUACUGCCACCCUCAUUAAAUGAGAGAUCCAGUGUAAAUGAUGUCUCGCCAGGAGAGAGCAACACUGGAGUAAGUACAACAGACAACUGGCAACUGUCUGAAAAAGGUCAUGAAGUACCUCUGUCGCCUGCCAAGCUCUCAGAAGAGGAUAUGGUUCAGUCCAGUUAUUCUUCUGCGGUGGAGGUUCCUGAUGCGCUCAGUGGCACCCCAGCAAUGCAGAACGCUCCCCCCAAAGACACUAAUAUUGCCAGCAAGAUACCAGUCAAGAGGAAAGCAAGCAAAGGCCUGCUCAGGUCAGAGACUCUUGUGAAUCACACAGAGCAGACUGAGGGCAGUGAUGCAAAGAGAGAGUCACUUAAAAGCUCAAAAUUACUGUCUGGAGAGGAAGACAACAAUCUGGUUCUGAAGCAAGGAGCCAACUAUACCAUCUCUUCUAUGAGCAAUAAAGAUGACGAAAUCGGCCUAGAUCGUGAACAGUUCAAGAACCUGAGGAACUUUUGGGAGAAAGGUGCAGAUACUGUAGUAGCAGGUAAUGUUUCAGAGGAGUCCUUUGAAAAGCCCAGUGUGGUAGGGUCAAAUGGGAGAUCGUUCACAUUGAGUCGCUCUCUCUCUAAUCAGUCUAAUCAAAGCCAAAAUGGUGAAGAAAAGUCCAAUGUCUCCAUGAAAACCAGAAUUCCCUAUAAAAGAACAGUGACCUUGUCUUCUAGUGAAGAUGAACCGUGCUACGUAGCCCAUUCAAGGAAGGGCUCAGCCUCCGCUAUGGCCAGGUCUACAUAUGGCAAGAGCAAAGGGGCCGUGGUUACUAGAAAUAAUUCAUUGACUGAAAGUAAUGGGAGGCAGGAGGAGGAGAGAAAGGCACAACGCUGCUUGAGGAGAUCCAAACUGCCUGUGCGAGUGCCUUCAAUCAAAAUAGAUUCGCCCACAAAAGAGGGGCCCAGCAGCACAUUUGAACCAGAAACGCCUGCAGAUGAGUAUGUCAUGCCUGAAGAAAGCAGGCGCAAGGUGGACUCAUUGGCGAGUAGGAUUCAGAUAUUGAUAGAACCUGUACAUUCAGACAGUGAUAGUGAUAGGGAUAAAAGGUCUGAUUUGGGCAUUCAAGAAAACAUGGAAACUAAUGGAGAGCUCCCUGAGGGUAAGACACGUGAGCCUGCAGACAACCUAAAGUCCAAGGAUCCAGCCAUGGAGAGAGAAGCGAUUCAAGGAACUGACUCGGCUAUAUUCUCAGAAGACGACGGGGAUCAAUCCCCUGUUGCCAUGGCUCUGGCACGAGCGAAUAGCGUUAAUCUAGCCAAGAGCAUGGUGAACAUUUACACAACCAGUGAGACGUACAAUAAGCCACAAAUGAUAACUCAUCAACUUCUUGAGCCCGAACGAACCAAAGAGCUGAGCAGAUCCACCCCUCUCCUUCUAUCUGAGACGGAAUCGGACACUGCUUCAGAAAUCAGCUUCCAGUUUAACAGACACAAAAAGACUCCUAGCCUUGGCAGCCACUCCUCUGACAUGGCAUCAGUCUCUUCGGUAAGCGGUAGCGUUCUCAGCGUCUACAGUGGUGAUUUUGGGAGUGUGGAUGCACAAGGGACUGUUCAGUUUGCUCUGGAUUAUGAUGAGAAAAACCGAGAAUUCCAGAUUUAUGUUUCCCAGUGCAAGGACCUGGCUGUGGUGGAUGAGAAGAAAGGCAGAUCUGACCCGUAUGUCAAAACUUACCUGCUCCCAGACAAAGCUAGAAUGGGCAAGAGAAAAACCUCAGUGAAGAAGAGAACAGUGAAUCCCAUUUACAACGAAGUGUUAAGAUAUAAAAUAGAGAAAAUGGUGUUGCUGAUCCAAAAAUUAAAUCUUUCCGUGUGGCACAAUGACCCACUGGGACGUAACAGCUUCUUGGGAGAGAUAGAAAUAGACCUAGCCAGCUGGGAUUGGAGCAACAAGAAACUCAACUGGUACAUGCUGAAGCCACGGAGCCUUUCUGCUAUUAAUGGUGUGGAUCAUCGAGGAGUGAUGAAUCUGGCUAUUAAGUAUGUCCCACCAGGAAGCUUAGGUCCAAAGAAUCCUUCAUCUGGGGAAGUUCAUAUCUGGGUCAAAGACAGCAAGGACCUCCCACAGUUGCGCCCUUCCGGAGUUGACUCCUUUGUGAAAUGUUACGUGCUUCCAGACACCAGUAAGAAGAGUUACCAGAAGACCAGAGUUAUUAAAAGAGACCCAAACCCUGUUUUUAAUCACACUAUCGUGUACGAUGGAUUCCACACAGAAGAUCUGAAAGAUGCCUGUGUUGAGCUGACUGUGUGGGAUCAUGAAAAACUAACUAAUCACUUCCUCGGAGGGAUCCGGCUGGGCCUUGGGACAGGCACUAGCUAUGGUAUCUCCGUGGACUGGAUGGACUCCACACAGGAGGAAGUGGCCUUUUGGCAGGAAAUGAUGUCAGCCUCCAAUGAAUGGAUUGAAGGAUUGCUGCCGCUACGCUCACUGGCAGGGAGGAGGAAACUGAAAUGAAACUUCUGUUGUACAAUUAAAACUGAGCAUAUUCAUUAGAAUUGGGAAGCUCCCCGUGACCAGGGAAUGGAGCCCCUCCCCUACCUGCACAGGUGUCAGGUUAAUUAGAUAAUGAUUGCAUUGUGCUUUAAAGAUGGUAGGUGCUAAGUGGUGUUAAUCCCCCAGUAGAGGAUUUAGAAGAUGCUAAACUGAUGCUAUGCUUGAUUUUAGCAAGAGGCCAAUGGUUACUUUUGUUAAUCAUCUAUAUACUCGAUCUUAGACUUCAUUAGCCUCUCAGUACAUUGGCAGGGAAGAAGUGUAAAUAUAUUUUUUUUUUAUACAGGGUUUAUUUUGUUACUGGAUUUUUGUGCUGUUUUUCUGUGCAGUGAGACAGCUGUAAUAAAGCUGCAGCUUGGCAUUCUCCAUAUUCCCUUUCAAGUGGUACGCGUCAUACUAGCUGCAGGAUUGCAAGCAUCAUCUCAAAAUGGGACCUUUCCAUCGGUCACUGAUAAUGUGGCAAUGACUCAGAGGAAAAAUCCACUUUAGAUUGCUUUGAGAUCCAAGGUGGACCUGCAGAAAGAGGACUGUUUGGAGCAGACAAUGUAGCAACAUGACUAAGAUAUCAGAGAAGAAUUCAAUACAUUUAAUUCCAUACAGUUUUUAUUUGGAAACGAGGAAUGAUGGUCUUUCAGCUAAUGUACCAGCCCAGUAGAUACAGGUUCUAUUCCCAACCCUGCCACAAACUUCCUCUGUGACCUUGGGCAAGUCACUUACUUAAAGGAAAACUGCAGUGGAAUAUAAAUUAGUUUGCACUCAGCCAAAUACAAAAUAUGAUUAAAUCACUGCUGGGCCAAAUCCGUUCUUUCAAAUGCCUUGUGUAUAUAUAAAACAUUAAGUAUGAAAUUAAGAUGUGUAGCGAGCAGCCUUUCUGUCAGACUCAUGAGGUGUAUCAAGAAAGGUCAAAACUACAGCCAAGGACAGGAGGGAGAUUUUUGGAACUGAUGGGAAAGGUAAGUAUUCCAUGACUGUACAUACUGCACCAAAGUAACAAGUUACAUAGUAAAAAGAGCUGGCGAAAUCUCCCACUGCUCCCUGUACCUCUGGCUACUUCUUUGAUCUUCCUUUCUCUCGACUGAUGUCAACAAGUUGCGGUCUGUGUUGGAGUUAUCAUUAAAUAGCAGCUUUUGGGGAUUUUGCAUCUAUCCAGUGCAUAUCAGUAGAGAUUUUGCAACCAUUUUAAAUGCAGCUUUGUAAUUUCCUCUUUAAAUGUACAUACUCUGAUUAAAUAGAAUGAUUUCCCUCAGGUACCAAAUGAUCUCCUUAUACCUAUCGUUAGUAUGGUCUGAGUAAUCCUAUAUAUACAAAAUAAAAUAGAGGCAAUGCCACUAAACAGAAUCAUACUUGCCUAGUCCAGAGUGGUUACUCUUGGAGAAAUUUCUUCUCUAGGUAUCUGACCUUUAAAAGUAAUUUGCAAGGCUGAGUAGAGCUGGUUGAGAAAUGUGGGGGGAAAUCAUGAAAACUGUUGAAGUUUGUUUUCCUUUUGAAGGGUUCAAAACUGAUGCCUUUUUUGGGUUUUGUGGAUUUCUUAAUUUCCAUUUUUUUUUAAUUAUUUGUUUACCAAAGCACCUGUCUUAGAUUUCCAGACUUUCAGCUUACCAAAAAACAGGUCAUAAGUAAGUGAUAGAGAACAUUUUUGAUUAAGAAUAUUAAGACACUUUUUUUCUUUCACAAACCCUGAAAAGUUAAGUUCAUGUAGGUAGCUUUUUCAUUUAAAUUCAUUUUAGUAAAACAAUCCUUUCACUUUUGACCAAUGUUAGAAAAAUGUUGGCCAACUGUAGUGUUGCAGCACUAAGAAAUAGCCCAUAGGACAGUGGUCCCCAACCUUUUUCAUCUGGCAGGCGCCAGACGACGAGCCACAGAGGACCAUGGCAGCGAACGAGCAUCCGCCGAAAUGCCGCCGACAAGCAGCAGCCUCCAGAGGCGUCGCCGCCUCUGGAUGAUUCUGCUUCUCGACAGUGUUUCGGCGGAUGCUCAUCUGCUGGCCAGUACGCGGGCGCACUUAGACUCGCAUUGGGGACCCCUGCCACAGGAAAACAAGAUCAAAUGAAGAGAAAGAGAUACUAAAGAUUGUUCACUUCGCUCACACAAAUUAUCCCAUUGACUAUCUCUGAAGUGUGAACAAAAGGAGCUAGAUUGGCCCCAGGGUUGGGAUUAGCUCAGUUUAAAAUCUUAACUUUACUACCCUGAGUAGCCUUGUUGGUUUCAAUGAAGUUACUCAGAGUGGAUUCAGAUACUUUGAGUAAUGCUUUACUCCAUGGAUAGUGCUAUCAGAGUUGAGAGGAUUACUCCUUGGCUAAGGUGCUACUAAACCCAAGUAAGGGUCUGAAAAUCUGGCCUAUAACAUACUGAUUUUCUGCUUACAUAGGAGCAGAUUCUGAUACUUCUACUGUUUGAAUAGUACCUUACUCUGAGUGGUCCCACUGACUUCUGUGGGACUAUCUGUGGAGUGAAGUGCUAUUUAUUGUGAAUAAUAGGUAUCAACAUUUUGGGCCAUAAUGUAAAUACAUACUUGUUUUUCCUUUCAGUGAUUUACAGUGUUUAUACAUUUGUGAUGAAUGUGCCAAAACCGCUGUUUACACACACAUGAACUUUUCAAAUUACUUUUUAAGUAUUUAUUUCAUAUUAGCAUUAGCUGUACACCCAAGAUUCAGUUCUUUCCUAAUAUGGUGCCAACAAAGUGAAAUAAUCAUUGUUACAGGGCCAAGUUCAUCCCUGGUGUCAAAGUUUGGAUGAGUUUGGCCCAAGAUAUUGUGAUCUAUAUAUUUUUGUUUUUGUUUUUUAAGGUUGCAUUCGUUUUUGGGUGGUGGUUGUUUUGUUUUUUGUAAAUUAAGCCCUGAUUAAUUUCAGAAUUAUUAAUUAUUAAUAAAUGUUGUAUUUAUUAGCACAUCAGAGUAAAAGAUUACACCACCAAGCAUAAUACAGUGGUAACAUAGUCAUGUGUAAUGUAGGAGGUCAUAUCUGCUUCACUUAAUAAACGGAAAGCACUUUAUCAGCAAAAAUGCAAGGCACUUUGUCACGUCAGUGUCAUACAUAGGAGUGGAGGAACCUGUACCAAAUAAAAGAUUAAUGGCCAUUGGUAUGUGUUUUACAUUGACAUUUGUAAUCUGUGAAUUCAACCUGUAAGAGGUAAAGUAUCUAUAUGUUAUAGGCCACUAUAGCACGGGUCCAUGUUAACAUGCGCUGCAGAUUAAUUUGGAAAUAAUAGAUCAAAAGGCUUCUGAUUGUAUUUAUUAUUUUUUUGUAUGAUGGAUUAAACAAACUCCCUUCAAAAGAGAGGGCUUUUCUUAUACAUAGUAAAUAUAUUUAGGUCCAUAAUUCCCCUGGAUAUAAACAUGCAACUUCGUUGAAGUCACGUGUGUCUUUGCAUGCAGCUGAAACCGAAGUUAUGGUCCUUAGGGCUAGAUCCUGCAACCACCAAUUACUGGUGGGACACAAGUAAUCCUAUAGUCCGGAGUAGGCCUACGUGUGUGGGUUACAGGAUCUGGCCCUUUUUUUAAAUGAAAAGGUUAAUAGCGUGACUAGAGCUGGGCAAAUUCUGCAGGAAAAACUCCCUGUGACCAUUCUUCUGCACUCAAGAAUUAACGUGCUUAUGCCUCUUUCGUAUCUGCUUUUUGCAGAUAUCUUGAGUGAAUUUACAAGCAGGAGCGUUUUGCUCAAGUAGCAAAUUUUUAAUUCACCAAUAGCAAGAUGUGCAGAGAAAGUGAGAUUAUAAGAAGUUUUGCUCCUCCAGUCAGGAAACAGAAGCAAACCAUGUGACCUGUGUCUAAUCAGACCUGCUCAGAUUGUUAACCAACUACUUGGCACAAACAGCUCGUGAACAAUCUUUGGGCAAAUUACCAGCAAUAAUUCGGUGAAUAAUCUUGAAGAGUAUCCAGGGGAUCACUUUCUGUACUUGGAUAGGAAAAGUCAACAUUUGUUGAGUAAAGUAUUUGCCCAGCUCUAAUCUUGACCAAGACUGAGAAAAGCAAAACUGAUCUUAUUGCGACACUUUAUAAGCUGAAGAGAGAAAUAUUAGCAGACUCCCAACAACAUAAAUCUAUGUAAUAAGAUGUGUUUAAAGAAGAAAUACGGUAUUUUGUGGGCUGGUUAGAUAAACCAAAAGGAAUUUGUAAAACUGACCUGUGUGUGUGAGAAACAAAAUCAAUAAACCACACUUCAGUUCCUA